AUCAAAGAAGCGAGGCGUUCUGAUGCGGUGUCUCCCGGGCCAAAGUCUAAGCUAUUAGAAUCGGUCAGCUGGCCCGAUGCCGCAAAAAUAAAGGUAAGAACGAUGAUGUUGAAAAUUAUGCUACCGUACGUUAGUGAUGCCGUUCAGGAUGCGGAAAUGAGCGGCACUCAGGAAAAAAUUAUUAUCGGAGCGGCCAGUAAAGGCAUCAUUGAGCGCGAAUUUCAGCACAACGCUCAGAUAUUCCAUCAGCUAUAUCAGCCAAACCCGUUCGCCAGUACGACGGACGACGAAAUCAAGGAGUACAUGAAACAAGUUGGUCAAAAGCCGUCAGGAGCUGAAACCGCCGAAGGUGGCCGCAUCGAAUCCGUGUCGCUAAUGCAGGCAGCUCGAGAACAUCACGCUCCGGCGGAACUUGACGAAAGCCCCGUGGGUUACGUUUCGAUUUAA
This is a messenger RNA of Soboliphyme baturini, 447 nucleotides long. NCBI's taxonomy places the organism in Eukaryota, Metazoa, Nematoda, Enoplea, Dioctophymatida, Soboliphymatidae. The record is from the annotation of a GenBank genome assembly.